AAACAAAUGACACUAUUUUCAGAAUUGCAUUCUCUUCUUAUAACUUGUCUCUUUUUCUCUUUCCACCGUCCUCUUCUCUUUUCUAGAGGGCAUUUGGGAGAGCAUUGUUUCUCUCUGCAGUUGUAGGAUGAGACGUUAAUUCUCCUGAAUACGAAGCAGAAGCGACAACUAAAAAGACUAAACACAAUGUCUAUGUCUGAUAUUCAAUCUCCCAAAGCUGUUGACAAGAUUGACCGUGUUGGAUCUUUGAAAAAGAUACUGAGGGAUUCCCUCACAAGGAGGAGUAGGCGUAGCAGUAGUAAGGUUAUGUCAGUUGAAAUCGAGGAUAUUCGCGACGCUGAUGAUUUGAAAGCCGUUGAUGAAUUCCGUCAGGCUCUUAUAUUGGAUGAAUUGCUUCCUGAGAAGCAUGAUGACUAUCAUAUGCUGCUCAGAUUCCUUAGGGCAAGGAAAUUUGAAAUUGAGAAAUCAAAGCAAAUGUGGUCAGACAUGCUUCAGUGGAGGAAAGAGUUUGGAACUGAUACCGUUGUUGAGGAUUUUGAAUUCGAGGAACUUGAGGAAGUGGUGCAAUAUUAUCCUCAUGGAAAUCAUGGAGUAGAUAAAGAAGGAAGACCAAUCUACAUUGAGAGGUUGGGACAAGUUGAUGCCACAAAGUUGCUGCAAGUCACAACAAUGGAUCGAUAUGUCAAAUACCAUGUCAAGGAAUUUGAGAGAACAUUUGAUCUCAAGUUUCCAGCCUGUACCAUUGCUGCAAAGAAACACAUAGAUCAAAGCACCACCAUUUUGGAUGUGCAAGGAGUGGGGCUUAAGAACUUCAACAAACAAGCCAGAGAUCUUAUCACACGCCUUCAGAAGAUUGAUGGUGACAAUUAUCCUGAAACCUUGAAUCGCAUGUUCAUCAUCAAUGCAGGUUCUGGAUUCAGAAUGUUGUGGAACACUGUUAAAUCUUUCCUUGACCCAAAGACCACCGCAAAAAUCCAUGUUCUUGGCAACAAGUACCAAAGCAAGUUGCUUGAAAUAAUUGAUGCAAGUGAAUUGCCAGAGUUUUUAGGAGGUACUUGUACCUGCGCUGAUCAAGGAGGCUGCAUGCGUUCUGAUAAGGGUCCAUGGAAGGAUCCAGAAAUAAUUAGGAUGGUUCAGAAUGGCGAACACAAAACCUCAAGGAAAAUUGAGGCUCCUAUCGUUGAAGAGAAAACUCCUGAGGAAAGCCAGGCUUCCAAAAUGGAGGCAGUUUUCACUGCACAAUUGUCUACUGUCUAUGCCAAGGCCCCUUCUUCAAAAGCAUGCAACUAUGAGGAUUUGGUCCCUAUGGCUGAUAAAACUGCUUGGCAGAUGGUGGAAAAAACUAAGUCAUUUGCAGUACCAAAAGCUGAAGUAGAAGCUUUGACGGUGCCUGAUUCAUGCAAGAUUCACGAAAAAGUGAACUCACAGAUUUUCACCGGCAUGAUGGCCUUUGUGAUGGGACUCAUAACCAUGGUGAGAAUGACACGAAACAUGCCGAAGAGGCUCACUGAUGCCAACUUCUACUCAAAUUCUGUUUACUCUGGUGGUGACUUUAAAACUGAAGACUCUAAUGACCAAUUGACCAACCCUACCAUUUCGGCUCAAGAGUUUAUGACUGUUAUGAAGCGCAUGGCUGAGUUGGAAGAUAAAAUGGGCAACAUGAACACAACCACUUGCAUGCCACCUGAGAAGGAAGAAAUGCUUAAUGCUGCUAUAAGUCGCGCUGAUGCUCUUGAGCAAGAACUUAUGGCAACCAAGAAGGCUUUGGAGGAUUCACUUGCCAAGCAAGAGGAGCUUUCGGCUUACAUUAAUGAGAAAAAGAAAAAGAAGAAGAAGUUGUUUCAAUGGGCAUGAGCUCUGAAUAACAUUGGGGAUUAAAUUAUACUUUCACCUUUCCAAAGACAUCCCAAAAUACCCUCCCUCAUAUGUAUUAUAAUGUUCGAAAUAUUCGAACUCAUUCAUUAAUAAUAGAUGUACCAGAAAUUGAAUUUCAUCGUGAAGUACUAUAGUCUAGGGUAGGACUUGCUCUCUUUGUAUAUAAAAAGCUUGAUGCACAUUGUAUGCAAAAGCCAGUUCUAUUUUGGACAUACGGUACACGAAUGAAUAUUCUAUAGCAUCAAAGUAGAUAGAUAGCAUUUUUUUUAUUUUAUGGAUUGUUAAAAUUUAUUCUAAUGUGUUUAUUCUUUAA
Molecule: messenger RNA, 2188 nt
Organism: Medicago truncatula (barrel medic)
Lineage: Eukaryota; Viridiplantae; Streptophyta; Magnoliopsida; Fabales; Fabaceae
Product: phosphatidylinositol/phosphatidylcholine transfer protein SFH12
Exons: 15
Coding region: 187-1854 (555 amino acids)
Source: RefSeq, a predicted model, not a curated record